UAUGGCUCCCCAGAAGAAUUCCUUGCCCAGGUUGACUAUUUGCUGGGAAAACAAGCCUACUUUGGAAAGACUGCUUCUGAGGGUGGGUUCGACCCGGACGCAGUGGCAACAGCGAACGUAUUGGAGAGCUCGGUGUCGGAAGUUGGAGGACAACCAUACUACUACUUGUCUGUGUUGACAAGAACUGCAGAUGGAGAUGAGGGUGGGAAGCACCAGCUGAUCACAGCAACUGUGAAGGAUGGAAAGCUUUACAUCUGCAAGGCACAAGCGGGAGACAAGAGGUGGUUUAAAGGAGCAAGGAAGUUUGUGGAAGGUGCAACUAGUUCUUUCAGUGUUGCUUAAGAAUGUUGUUUAGUAAUGUGUGUACGAGCGAGAGAGAGGCGUUUGUUGUAUAUUUUGGAGAACACUACCUUAGCCAAUGAAAGGGAUUGCCAGUGUUUGUGUUGGUUAGUAA
Messenger RNA from Cucurbita pepo subsp. pepo (vegetable marrow), 454 nucleotides. The record is from RefSeq and is a predicted model, not a curated record. NCBI's taxonomy places the organism in Eukaryota, Viridiplantae, Streptophyta, Magnoliopsida, Cucurbitales, Cucurbitaceae.